Messenger RNA from Cantharellus anzutake, 684 nucleotides. RefSeq lists its product as uncharacterized. The transcript has 5 exons. Bases 1 to 684 code for a protein of 227 amino acids. NCBI's taxonomy places the organism in Eukaryota, Fungi, Basidiomycota, Agaricomycetes, Cantharellales, Hydnaceae. The record is from RefSeq and is a predicted model, not a curated record.
AUGACAAUUGAUGCCGAUGUGGAGUCGGAUGACAAUGCUGUCCUUCAGAUUAUAGAUUAUGAUAUCUCCAUGACUGCCUUGCCAUUUCUACCACAAACACCCUUCCAGCUGCCCACUCCUGGCCCUUGCAUGGAGUCCAAUCCAACCCAGCCCCUGAUAAUGCCUCAGAAGUGCAAGGCUGCCGACCUGGACUUGGAGGAUUCACAAGACCUGGGAAAGAAAUGGCUACAGGCUUCACCUCUGGGACCCUUCUCCCUCACAGGCACAGCCCUCCAGUCAGCCACAAACAUUCUGAAUGGAGAGAUUGAAACCCCGAAGUCAUCGCAUGCUGUGCAUCAGUGCCUCAAAGAUCUCGAAACCGAAGUCGUACGAAGGAUCUCCUCUAAGGAUUACACCACAUUCAAUUCAGAAAAAAAACAGAAGCAAUUCUCCCAUUGGUGGAAGGAGACAUGCGAUGCUGUGCCCGGGCUCAUGCUGCUUGGUGGUAAACACUGCCAUUGGUGUCGCAGGAUGAAAACUGGAAAAUUGAGGGUACCUCAUGCUAGGACUACAUGUUCAGAUGGGUUCCUCUCCAUCCAUAAGGAGGUGCCAUACCCGCUGCCUAGUGGACUUGUCAUAAAGGACUCUGGAUGCGGAACACCCGGUGACCUUGUGCCAGAGGAGUUUUCCACUGUUGCAACCUGA